This is a messenger RNA of Symbiodinium pilosum, 1329 nucleotides long. Lineage: Eukaryota; Dinophyceae; Suessiales; Symbiodiniaceae. The record is from the annotation of a GenBank genome assembly.
AUGUUGAAGGUGGCUGCUUUCAUCAUCCUGGCAUUAGACGUUCAAGGAAGCCAUUGCGCCACCAUCUCCGUGACCCCGCAGGGCCAGCUCUUACGUUCAGACGGGCAGUUUGCGCAGCUUGUGGACCAGGAGGCUGCGGCCAGGAGAAGCUACUUGGAGAGCACGCAAACACGAGCACACAACUACGUGUUGGCCCUGCAGCGGGAGGGCCGACCAAAGGCAUUGGCAAUCGCAGCCGUGGUCGUGCUCAUUCCCAUCCUGCUGCUGCUCCUGAAUGUUGUGCUGGUUUUCAGAGUGGGCAGCAAGCUCAUUCGGAUGGCGUGGCCGACGGCCCCGUCGCAGGAGGAGCCGGCCCCGACCGCACUUCCGCGCGUUACCCUCGGCGGGACCGCCCUGCAGCUGAAGGAAGAUGUGAACGGGCUCAGGCAAGAGCCCGCCCUUGAAAUGCUGAUGCUCUCUGCGCUUCUGUUGGCUUUAGCCUUGUGCUUCUACUUCGGUGUGGUUUGGUUGGCUCUCGUGCCUGGCCCUUUCGUGCAGCCGCUCAGCUGUACAAACACGCCCUCCUUGGAGGUGUCUCCUAUGGUGGCUGAGACCCUUCGGACUUUUUGCGGACACCAGUGGGAGGGGGUCACGCAGAGGGAGGCUGAGCUCCUCCUUACUGGCCUCGAGCGCAGCCUGGCGAUGAGUCAAGAUGGGGCUGUGCUGGAGUUUGGUGUCGGGGCCGGAGAGACAACUUUGUGGGUCAGCCGCUUUCUAGACGUUUACUCACAGGUCAGUGGCGAACCCAGGAGGGCGCACCAUGUCUAUGACCCGUUUGAGGGGCCCGGGUUUCCCAAGCGUGAUCGGGUGAUUUGCAGAGACAGGCCUUGUACCAACCUGUGGCAAAGUUGGCCAGGCAGAGUCGCACAAGGGUUGCUCAAGUCAAGACGGUGGCUUUUCAACUUCUUCCUCUGGAGUCAGGGUGCAAGGGUUCCAGAGGUUCACCAAAGCUACAUGGUGCAGGUACCUCAGACCGCCCUGCCUGAGAAAGUUGCCUUUGCGCUUGUGGACUCUGACAGCUAUGCAGGGACAAUUCUGCCUCUCAGAAUGGCUUACAGCAGGCUCAGUGCCCAUGGGGAGAUCUAUGUGCAUGCCUAUCGGCAAAUGUCCUGCCCCGGUGUCCAUGAUGCCGUGCAGCGCUUCUUCAAAAAGCAGCGCAAUCGAGGUGUGUACAAAUGGGCAGGUCUCAAGAGCCAAGGCGUUUCUUGGGCAGUGUCUGGCCCACAGCUUACAUACAACGCUUCACGUGCACGGAUGACGAAGCUUGGGUGGAAGUGGAGCCCUGCUUAG